Molecule: messenger RNA, 1476 nt
Organism: Rotaria sp. Silwood1
Lineage: Eukaryota; Metazoa; Rotifera; Eurotatoria; Philodinida; Philodinidae
Source: the annotation of a GenBank genome assembly
AUGUUUAAAUUUCUAUAUACUGGUAUAAUACCAAGUUCUCUUGAAUACAAACAGUUAAAAUUAUUAUUACAAAUCGCUAAUACAUAUCAAAUACCAACACUUAUUGAAAUUAUACAACAAAACUUAGCCAGUACAAAUAUCGAUGUUAAUAAUUGUUUACUAUUAUUGUCCAUGGAAAAUGAAUUACAAUACCAUUGGAUAAAAGUACGUCGAUUAACUAUACAAAUUGUAGCUGAAAAUUUUAGAUAUCUUUGCCAUCAAGAUGAAUUCUUGAAUUUAAAUUAUAACAUCAUUCAAGAUAUUCUAUCACAUUCAAACCUUCAAAUUCCUAAUAGAACAAUGGUCAAUAUGGCUAUACAUCGAUGGUUAAAUGCAAAUAUAGAAAUAUCUCCUGAUUUAUCACAAUCGAUUACAAUACUAGGACAUUAUAGGCAUGCAAGAAAUCGUUUUUCUCUUCUUUCAUCAAUUGUAUGCUAUUUUACUGAUGGAAGUACACGAUAUACGAAUAUGACAAUAAAUACAAUUAAUUCAUUUCUAAGAACAACUCCACAAAUAAUGGUUGGUCUAUUGAUUAAAGACAAUGAUACUCGAGGUCAUGUUAUGUCUUGUAUUGCCAAAACUUAUCCUUAUCGUAUUUUAUGUAAACAUACAUCCAAGACAUCACAUUUUAAUGAUUGGAAUCCUACACAAUAUAAAUUCAAUAUUCUUAAAUUUCUUGAUCAUGGUUUUGAUGAAAUUUAUUGGAUGGAUUCCGAUACAAUUGUUUAUCAAGAUUUAACAUCAUAUUUAGAAGAAUUUCGACGUUCUUCAAAAUUAUUUUAUUUCAUUCUUGAUCAUGUCAUGUAUGAUUCAUCAUUUGUUGCCAAAUGGAAAAAACAACAUCAAGAUACAUUUAUACCACAAGCAUGUUUUAUGGGUUUUAAAUCAUCAUGUAUGAGAACAUUCUUUGGUCUGUGGAAAAAUGCAUGGAAAACAUGGAUUGAACCAAAACCAUUUACAAUGUAUCAAGAUCCAAAUCCAGAUUUUAUUGAAUCAAGUUUUUGUACUGAACAAUAUGCAUUGGGUAAUGCAAUAUCUGAUUUCAUAGCACAAGAAUCUUUUUCACAUAAUUAUCCAUAUGAUUAUAGAGAAUUGAUAUUACCUAUUCAACGAAAAUUGAUUAUGAUUGAAACAAAUGAACGACUCGAAUUAUUUUAUCCAUCGUCCAAAUUACAAUCUAUAUUUCGUUCUCGUGCCUUUAUUUCUUCUUCACCUUAUUCUUUUGUUUUGAAUACAUAUUUUUUGAAGAAUUCAUUCUAUCGGAUAUCUAAUUAUCAAGGAUCUACGAACAUAUCCAUGUGGUGUUCCAUGUUUUCGUAUUCUUGCUCAAGUGAAGAUUCAUUUAUUGAUUCAUUUUUUGAUUGUAUAUUUCAUUUCUAUAAUCAAAACUAUGAAGCCGGUUAUGAAUGGUAUUUCAAAAACUUCAUCAAAUGUUAA